AAUUAUACCCGGUUAUUUGUCAAAUGUCAAGGGGUUAACCAAACAAAAACUGUUUUGUUUUUUGUUGUGUUUAUACUAGAAAAAACCUGAGUCUUUUUUAGCUUGUUGAAAAAGAAAAGUUACAUCAUGUCAGGGGGAGGAAUGCUUUACGGAGGAGAUGAAAUCGGUGCUUUGGUGUUCGACCCCGGACAUCAUUCUUUGCGAGUGGGCUAUGCCCAAGAAGACACUCCAAAAGCCGAAAUCCCAGCAGUCGUUGGAGUUGCCCCUGAUACCUUAAAAUUGGAGCCCGAAGUUAAACCCGAUGACAGUAAUGUUUCUUCGAACAGUGCUUCGCUCAAGUAUUACAUUGAUACGACAUAUUUACACACACCAAAACCUAGUAUGGAGCUUCACAGUUACAUGAAAGACGGAAUGAUCGAAAAUUGGGACAUGUUCGAAAAAAUAUUGGACUAUUCCUAUGAAAAAAUUAUUCAGUCAGAAUCUCAAUUCCACCCUGUCCUGUUCUCGGAAUCCCCUUGGAACCAGCGCCAGAAAAGGGAAAAGUUGACAGAAUUAUUGUUUGAAAAAUACAAAGUACCUGCAUUCUUCUUGGUUAAAAAUGCAGCUUUGGCAGCAUUUGCUAAUGGAAGAGCUACUGCAUUAGUUAUUGAUAGUGGAGCUACACAUACUUCAGCCGUACCUGUCCUCGAUGGUUACGUCAUUUCAAAUGCAGUUGUCAAAUCGCCCUUGGGUGGAGAUUACCUCAUCCUCAGAGCGAAAGAACUGCUAGAAGGUAUGGGAAUCGAAUUGACGCCUGCUGCUAUGAUCGCAGCCAAAGAAGCAGUCAGGGAUAAAGAGAAACCAAAAUGUACCAAAAAGAAGUUCUCUUUCCAACCGACCAACUCAUGGAUGAAUUACAUGGUGAAAAAAACUGUUCAGGACUUCCAACAGACUGUUCUGCAGGUUUCUGAAUAUCCUUUCGACGAAAAGGCUGCGGCUACAAUUCCUACCGUCCAUUAUGAAUUCCCAUCUGGUUACCACCAAGAUUUUGGAUCUGAACGGUUCAAGCUAGCCGAGGGCCUGUUUGAUCACCCCAUGUUAGGAGCAGGCUACAUAAGUACGAUUUUUCAUUAAUUGGCCUCAAUCGGUACCUUCCAGCAGAUGUGGGUGUCUAUGCAGGAGUAUCAGGAGUGUGGGAAAGCCCAAAUAGACCGAAAGUGUCCUUAAACCAUUUUUUUAUAUUGUAAUUGUUAACAAACUUUCUAUCAAUUCCUCUAUGAUGUAAUGAUUUUGUGCAGAAUAUUUUUACAUAUUGAAAGUGAAUCUAAUAAAGUAGA
Molecule: messenger RNA, 1316 nt
Organism: Leptinotarsa decemlineata (Colorado potato beetle)
Lineage: Eukaryota; Metazoa; Arthropoda; Insecta; Coleoptera; Chrysomelidae
Gene: Bap55
Product: Brahma associated protein 55kD
Source: RefSeq, a predicted model, not a curated record